Molecule: messenger RNA, 594 nt
Organism: Acanthamoeba castellanii str. Neff
Lineage: Eukaryota; Discosea; Longamoebia; Acanthamoebidae
Product: xanthine phosphoribosyltransferase
Exons: 7
Coding region: 1-594 (197 amino acids)
Biological process (GO): purine-containing compound salvage; xanthine metabolic process
Molecular function (GO): pentosyltransferase activity
Source: RefSeq, a predicted model, not a curated record
AUGGCCCUACAGCUCCGCGAUCGCAUUGCCAAGGACGGCCGCAACCUGGGCCGAGGCAUUUUGAAAGUCGAUGGAUUUAUCAAUCACAUGAUCGAUCCUGUUUUGAUGCGUUCAUGUGCUGGCGAGCUCGCGGACCGGUUCAAGGGCAUGGGCGUGACCAAGAUCCUCACCGUGGAAACCUCUGGCGUCGCCCCUUCACUCAUGACUGGCCUUGAGUUGGGUUGCCCCGUCAUCUACUGCCGUUCUGGCAAGCGCCCCAUUACAAUGGACCACUUCCUCACCACAGAAUCUGUUUCUCACACGAAAGGAGGGUCUGUGUCACUUUUUGUUUCACAAGAGUACCUCAAGGCUGAGGACAACGUACUCCUCAUCGACGACUUCUUGGCUUCCGGUACCACCAUUCGAGCGCUCAUGAACCUCAUCGAGCAAGCUGGCGCCAAGCUGGUGGGCAUCGGCGCCCUUGUGGAAAAGAGCUUUGAGGGCGGUCGCGAACUCCUUUCCAAGCUCACAGAGGUGCCAAUUGUGUCCUUGGCUGUGAUCGACGGCAUGGAGGGUGAUGCCAUCACUUUUGCGCCCCUUCCCGCCACGCAAUAG